CUAGCUGUGAGGGACCCAAGUCAAGUACCUUCUCUGCUCUCUUUUUCUUCUAUUUAUUUUUCUCUCAAGCUCUGAAUGUUUUCACAAAGCUUUAAAAGAGAGAGAUUUGUAGAAUGAGAUAUGGUGGGACUAAGUAUAGUCUUGGAGAACCAGAAGUCUGGUAGUUCCAGCAGCCAGAAAAGCCCUCAAGUUAUCAACAAAGCCACUAUGAAUAUGAACAAUAAUAAGUUCUCUUCAUCAUCAUCUUCUUCUCAGUCAAAUUUCCCAGUCCCUACUUUUCUUCAGCGAUGCUUUCUCUGCCAACAGCCUCUUUUGCCAAGCAAAGAUAUUUACAUGUACAAAGGAGAGAGUGCUUUUUGUAGCGUGGAGUGCAGGUGCAGGCAAAUAUUUAACGAAGAAGAAGAUAGUAUUAAGAAAGAGAACUGUUCGUUGGCUGCCAUGAAACCAGCUUCUUCCUCAUCAGCAUCUGGUUCCCGUCGUAAAGGAAACAAAAACCGAGGAGGAGGAGGUGGCGGCGGCUUUGCUUACUGAGGAAGAAAAAGAUGAUGAUCACCAGGAACUGAAAAAAAUGGUUUUUUUCAUUUUAAAAAAACUAUCUUCCAGUUUUACCCAUGUCUAAUUUUGUAAUGACUAUUAAGUGCUAUGUCGUCUUGCUCCUGUGUUUGAAGCCAAAAGGGCAUUUUACUUUCUAGCCCACGUAUCUAUGGAACCCCUGGUUUGAUUUUGCUUCCCGUUCUCCUGAAAGUCUGGAAUUUUUUGUUUUUUCUUAAUUUUCUUUUAUUUUUCAUAAUGUGACGUUUAAGGGUAUUUAUGGUAUUUUGCUGUGGUAUUUGCUU
This is a messenger RNA of Mangifera indica (mango), 836 nucleotides long. Its product is annotated as FCS-Like Zinc finger 15-like. The coding region runs from base 121 to 531 and encodes 136 amino acids. NCBI's taxonomy places the organism in Eukaryota, Viridiplantae, Streptophyta, Magnoliopsida, Sapindales, Anacardiaceae. The record is from RefSeq and is a predicted model, not a curated record. The transcript has 2 exons.